AUCUAUUUGGACUAUACGUGAAGUAUGCCUUGUUUAUUUUGUUUAUGAUUUGAAAAGCAUGAUUUGGAUUAGAAUGGUUGAGGGAUGUUUAGUUAAUGUUGGGUUAAUGAUUUAUGACCUGUUUAUGGUUGUUUUCAUUGGAAUUGAUACUGUCUCAUGGACAAAAAUGGAGCUGGUGCAAGUCUGGUGUUCGCCGUGACAAACGGUGAACACCAAGUGCCUACACCAAUGGACAAGCUCACAACCGACGAAAAGAAAAAACACUCUUUGAAUGCCAAAGCAUUAAAUGUGUUGUUUUGUGCAUUGGGUCAAGAUGAGUUUGCUAGGGUGAGCUCUUGCAAAUCCGCAAAGGAAGCAUGGAAGCUCCUAGAAGCCACCCAUGAAGGAGAUAAAGACACAAAAGCUACCAAGAUAGCUUUAGGAACAUCCGAGUAUGAAAACUUCAAGAUGAAGGUCGGAGAAUCUAUUCAAGAUAUGAACAAACGAUUCAACCUCAUUGUCAACAAUUUGAGUCAUAUCAAACCGGAGUGCCCAAAGCUCAAAAAGAAGGAAGAGCUUAAAAAGGGGAAGAAGAAGGCAUUGAAGGUCACUUGGGAUGAUUUAAACUCGGAUGAAAGUGAUAGUGAUCAAAGCCAAGAAGAAAACGUGAAUGCUUGCUUCAUGGCUUCAAACGAUGAGGAAGAGGAAGCAUGGAAGCUCCUAGAAGCCACCCAUGAAGGAGAUAAAGACACCAAAGCUACCAAGAUAGUUUUAAGAACAUCCGAAUAUGAAAACUUCAAAAUGAAGGCCGGAGAAUCCAUUCAAGAUAUGAACAAACAUUUCAACCUCAUUGUCAACAAUUUGAGUAAGCUAAAUAAAGUUUAUCCUACUAGUGAUAUUAACACUAAGAUUAUAUUUUCUCUUCCUAGAGAAUGGCAUAGUCUUGUUGUUAAUUUGUUGCCCAAAUAUGCGGAUGUUGAAACCUCCACCAUUUGGAGCAGCCUAUACUCUCACAAGCUUCUCUUAAAGAAAAUGAAGGAAGAAGAACAUGUUCCCAUUGUAAAGAAGACCAUGGCACUCAAGGUUGAUGACCGCUCGGAAAGCGAAGGAGAGAGUGACGAGAAACUCGCCAUGUUCAAGAGAUACAAAAAGUUCAUUAAACGGAACAAGGGCGAAUCCUCAAAGAAAUUUCCACCAAAGAAAGGUAAAUCAAAUCAAGUAACUUGCUAUGAAUGUGGAAAUAUAGGGCAUAUCAAGCCGGAAUGUCCAAAGCUCAAAAAGAAGGAGGAGCUUAGAAAGGGGAAGAAGAAAGCAUUAAAGGUCACUUGGGAUGAAGAAGAGGACAAGCUCGUCAGGAUUUAUGAGUGUACUCUCCUCUACCUUCUCCUCACUCACAAGAAAAUCAAUCUCCCAUCCAUCAUCAUCCAACACAUGUACGAAAGCUCGGGUCGCCAAAACAGACCUUACGGAAUGCUCCUCACCCAUAUCUUUGCCAAACGAGGCAUUCUUGAGGUGCGCCCGUCCCGAAUCCGCUUUCUUGACGCAGAGUGCCUUGGAUAUUGUGGCCUAGUGAAUAUCGGAGAUGAUUACUACAUGAAGAGGGAGUUCCAAAAGCUUGACACGGAAACCCAAGCGGAAUAUGGCCCUCGGCGUUCCAUGUCAUCCUUGCCUUCAACUUCUAAAGCACUCGAAGCCGAAGCCAAUGCCAACACGGAGGUCCCCGUUCGUGCUCCUCGGGUCAAAUGAUCAAAAUCGGCGUCUCAUGCUUCCUCAGCCUCUCUCUUGCAUCGUCACUCCCACAUGGCCUCCACUUCCAAAAAUCUAUUCAAAAAGUUCAAGAAAUUCAUUCUCAAGACGGUGGUGGCCCCGAUGAGGAAACUUCAAGAGAGUCUCGAUGACCUCUCAGAUCGCAUGAAGAAGAUGGAGGACCGUGAGGCUCUUUGAAAGCAAGAAAAGGAUCGUCCUUCU
Cuscuta campestris is the source of this 1947-nucleotide messenger RNA. The record is from the annotation of a GenBank genome assembly. Lineage: Eukaryota; Viridiplantae; Streptophyta; Magnoliopsida; Solanales; Convolvulaceae.